AUGCCUACAUCCGUGCACCAGCCGAGAACGCUAUACGACAAGAUCUGGGAUGACCAUGCGAUCGAUGUCGACGAGAAUGGGCAGGGCCUGAUCUACGUAGACCGCCACCUAGUCUUCGAAGUUAGCAGCCCGCAGGCGUUCGAGGGGCUUCGCGCCGCAGGCCGCCCCGUUCGCCGUCCGGACUGCACGCUCGCAACCGUUGACCAUAACAUCCCAACCGUUUCCCGCAAGAACUUCACCACCGUCGAAGACUUCGUCACGCAACCCGACUCGCGCGCGCAGUGCAUGACGCUGGAGGAAAAUGUGAAGGCCUUUGGCCUGACGUACUUCGGCAUGACGGACAGGCGGCAAGGAAUCGUGCACGUUAUCGGUCCUGAGGAGGGCUUCACGCUGCCCGGGAUCACUCUCAUGUGCGGAGACUCUCACACGUCCACCCACGGCGCAUUCGGCGCGCUCGCAUUCGGCAUCGGCAGCUCCGAAGUCGAGCACGUCCUCGCCACCCAGACGCUCCUGCAGCGCAAGUCGAAGAACAUGCGCGUCAUCGUCGACGGCACGCUUGCCGAGGGCGUCACCGCCAAGGACGUCGUCCUGCACAUCAUCGGCACCAUCGGCACCGCGGGCGGCACGGGCUGCGUCAUCGAGUACGCAGGCUCUGUCGUGCGCGGGUUUAGCAUGGAGGCGCGCAUGAGUAUGUGCAACAUGACUAUCGAGGGUGGCGCACGCGCGGGCAUGGUCGCGCCCGACGAGACCACGUUCAACUACCUCCGCAACCGUCCGCUCGCGCCAAAGGGGGAUGUGUGGGAUCGCGCAGAGGCGUACUGGCACACGCUCAAGUCGGACGAGGGCGCGAAGUUCGACGUAGAGGUGAUCAUUCGCGGGGAGGAUAUCGUCCCGACCGUCACCUGGGGCACAUCCCCCGAGGACGUUGUGCCCAUUACCGGGAAGGUUCCCGACCCCGCCUCAUUCCCAGACGCCGGAAAGCGCGCUGCGGUUGAGCGUGCACUGCAAUACAUGGGCCUGGAACCCAACACUCCAAUGGAGGAGGUCAGGCUCAACAAGGUGUUCAUCGGCUCGUGCACAAACUCGCGCAUCGAGGACCUGCGCUCCGCCGCGAAGAUCGUCCUCUCCGUCGGCCCCGAGGCCAAGAUCGCAGAUGGUCUGUACGCGAUGAUCGUCCCGGGAUCAGGCCUCGUCAAGCAACAAGCCGAGGCAGAAGGUCUCGACGCCGUCUUCAAGCGCGCCGGGUUCGACUGGCGCGAGGCGGGCUGCUCGAUGUGCCUCGGCAUGAAUGAAGACAAGCUCGUCGCGGGGGAGCGCUGCGCCAGCACGAGCAACCGCAACUUCGAGGGUCGCCAGGGACCCGGCGGGCGCACGCACCUAGUCAGCCCCGCCAUGGCGGCCGCGGCUGCGCUGACCGGCAAGCUUACGGACGUGCGCCGGUUCCUGGGUGUGGAGGCGGAGGCGAGGAUCGCUGCGGGUCCGAAGCUGAAGCUCGCGAGCGCGGCUGAGUUCCUGACAGACCCGGUUCUUCCCCCUCCUGAGCCAACCGAAUCGAUGGGUGCCACGGAACGCGCGCUGCCGAAGACCGAUGUGCCCUCGAACGUCGGCAAGUUCUCAGUGCUCAAGGGCAUCGCGGUCCCGCUGCACAUCGAGAACCUCGACACGGACAAGAUCCUGCCCGGGCGUUUUCUGAAAGUAAUCAAACGGACGGGUCUCAAAGAUGCACUGUUUGCCGACCUCCGCUGGGGCGCGGACGGCCAGCUUACGAACUUCGUGCUGAACCGCGAACCAUACACGCGUGCACGCAUCCUCGUGUGCGACAAACCCAACUUCGGCUGUGGCAGCUCGCGCGAGCACGCGCCCUGGGCACUAAAGGACUUCGGAAUCAUGUGUGUCAUCGCGCCGAGCUUCGCGGAGAUAUUCAUGAAUAACACAUACCAGAACGGGAUGCUCCCCGUCAUCCUGCCCACGGAGCAAUGCGGGGCGCUCGCGACGGAGGCGGAGCAGGGCCUCGAGCUCGAAGUCGACCUGGAGAAGCAGGAGGUGCGGCGCGCGAGCGGGCAGCCCGCGCUCCCGUUCGCAGUCGACGCGUUCCGCCGGCACUGUCUACUGAACGGACUGGACGACAUCGCGUUGACGUUGCAGCGCACGGCGCUGAUCGAGGAGUUCGAGCGGCGGCGGAGCGAGGCGUGGCCGUGGCUGGACGGGCUCGGAUACAAGGGCAAGCGCAUCCCGGUCACUGGUGGGAAGGCGACGCUGGAAUGGUGA
This is a messenger RNA of Trametes versicolor FP-101664 SS1, 2268 nucleotides long. RefSeq lists its product as uncharacterized. NCBI's taxonomy places the organism in Eukaryota, Fungi, Basidiomycota, Agaricomycetes, Polyporales, Polyporaceae. The transcript is spliced from 8 exons. The coding region runs from base 1 to 2268 and encodes 755 amino acids. Gene Ontology annotation, biological process: L-leucine biosynthetic process. Gene Ontology annotation, cellular component: 3-isopropylmalate dehydratase complex. Gene Ontology annotation, molecular function: 3-isopropylmalate dehydratase activity; 4 iron, 4 sulfur cluster binding. The record is from RefSeq and is a predicted model, not a curated record.